Scophthalmus maximus (turbot) is the source of this 1804-nucleotide messenger RNA. RefSeq names its product ninjurin 1 (gene ninj1). Gene Ontology annotation, biological process: cell adhesion; tissue regeneration. The transcript is spliced from 3 exons. Lineage: Eukaryota; Metazoa; Chordata; Actinopteri; Pleuronectiformes; Scophthalmidae. Gene Ontology annotation, cellular component: membrane. The record is from RefSeq and is a predicted model, not a curated record. The coding region runs from base 277 to 714 and encodes 145 amino acids.
GUCUACGGCUGCGGUCCAAGUGAACGCGACGCCUGGAACAUCUACACGGCACCGACGUUUAGUUUCCGACCAACUGUGGGAAAGUCCUUAUUCCAUCACUUCCGCUGGCCCCGCGGCUCAGUGAGGCCGCCCCCGGGUCGGAGGGGCGGAGGGGCGGUGGUCAGAGCCGCUGCCCCCCUCCUGUCGUCACAGCGGCGCUCUACACACGCAGUCUCUGCCCCGGACCAGCGACUGUCCCACGCUACACACACGACCCACACCCGCUUCAUCGACAACAUGGCGACGGAGAACUUCGAGAUGAACGGUGAUGCGGACCAUGGCGGAGAGGCGGGGGAACCGCUGCGAGGCCGAUUGAGGGGGCCACAGGGACCGCUAAACAUGAACCAUUAUGCCAAUAAGAAGAGCGCAGCAGAGAGCAUGCUGGACGUGGCCCUGCUCAUGGCAAAUGCUUCCCAACUGAAGGCUGUGCUGGAGCAAGGACCAGACUUCAGCUUCUAUGUUCCCCUCAUUACUCUCAUUAGCAUCUCUCUCACGCUACAAAUCCUGGUGGGUGUUCUGCUCAUCUUCAUAGUUAAGUGGAACCUGAACGACCAGAGCAUGCACUACAAGCUGAAUAUCAUGGAAAACGUGGCCACAGCCUUUGUCUUUGUCAUAGUCGUAGUCAACGUCUUCAUCACAGCCUUCGGUGUCCAGCGGCCCAACCCAAGCUCUUAAUCACAAUUCAGGUGACUUUCUGCGCCGGCAGAUCACCUCAGUAUAAAUGGACCUCAACGUUAUCUGUACAAAUGGACAGGAUAUUUUGUUUACCAAAUGUAACAGCAUGCAGGUGCAUCUGCUAUUCUGCAAUUCUAUCUCCCAGGCUUGAAGAGAUCAAAUGUACCCCAAGGAUCAAGUGACUUUGUUUGCAGUGUGUGUGCGUGCGUGUGUGCGUGUGUGCGUGCGUGCGUGCGUGUGUUAGGGGUUCCCUUAGCCUCUAACCAUAUGUAUGGACAAAUGUGUUUGUUUUUUUAAUUAAUUUCAUAAGGCGAUUCUCCCCUUUGUUACCUCAUAUCAUGCUCAGGUUACUGUUGCAUAUAACUGAUUGCCUUUACUUAUGGAAAAAACAUAUUAGGAGCAAUAUACUGUGUGUGAGUCACAACCACUGUGAAUGAUUGCUGAAUUUUUAUUUUUUUAUAUAGUGUCGUUUGGAAGUUUAAUUUUGUUAGUAUGUUAGUAUGAGCCUGAUCUAUACAUUUUGUUUAGAAGAGAAGAAAAAUUAAUCACCACAGCAUAAUCCAAAUAAAAUCCUUAACAGGGAGUGCGACAGGAGCCAUUUUGGCUCUACUACUGCUUGAGGCAUUACCUAAAAUCAUAAUCAUGGGUGCAAAUAUACUUAAACCUCAACCAACUGAUUAAAUGGACCUUACAUGCUUUUUAAAAGUUCUAUGCAAACCUGUUGUGUAAUGUUUAAAAUAAUUUACAUGCUAGUGUCUGUAUGUGGUUGUGGAUUUAUGUAUAUACAUGUAGUGUACUUUGUUACUUUUGAUCAAAUGUUUUUAAAGGACCAAAAUGUUCACUUAAUUUUUAUUAGAUUAUCUUGUUUUAUGCAAACCUGUUUAUGCAAACCUGUUGUGUAAUGUUCAAAAUAAUUUACAUGCUAGUGUCUGUAUGUGGUUGUGGAUUUAUGUAUAUACAUGUAGUGUACUUUGUUACUUUUGAUCAAAUGUUUUUAAAGGACCAAAAUGUUCACUUAGCUUUUAUUAGAUUAUCUUGUUUUACACACUGUGUACUAUUUCAAAUAAAAUGUAUGAAUAAAAUUACACAA